Colletotrichum higginsianum IMI 349063 is the source of this 1149-nucleotide messenger RNA. Its product is annotated as Sterol 24-C-methyltransferase. Gene Ontology annotation, cellular component: endoplasmic reticulum. The transcript is spliced from 4 exons. NCBI's taxonomy places the organism in Eukaryota, Fungi, Ascomycota, Sordariomycetes, Glomerellales, Glomerellaceae. Gene Ontology annotation, biological process: ergosterol biosynthetic process. The coding region runs from base 1 to 1149 and encodes 382 amino acids. The record is from RefSeq and is a predicted model, not a curated record. Gene Ontology annotation, molecular function: sterol 24-C-methyltransferase activity.
AUGGUUGGAACUAUUCCUGAGGAGGGGCAAAUGCUCCUGGCUCACGACGCUACGUUCGAGAAGAUCCUUCACAAGGGCACCUCCAAGACUGUCGGCAUGUCAGCAAUGCUGAAGAAGGAUCACGAGGCACAGCAAGCGGCCACGGACGAGUACUUCAGACACUGGGACAACAAGAGCGCACAGAAGGAAACAAAGGAGGACAGAGAUGCCCGGACAGCGGAUUAUGCGUCCUUGACAAGACAGUACUACAACCUCGCCACCGACUUUUACGAAUAUGGCUUCGGCCAGAGCUUCCACUUCAGCCGCGCCGCGCCCGGCGAGUCGUUCAAACAGAGCAUCGCCCGACACGAACACUACCUCGCCCACGUCAUCAAUAUCAAGAAAGACAUGAAGGUGCUGGAUGUCGGAUGUGGCGUCGGCGGACCGGCCAGGGAGAUUGCCAAGUUCACGGGUGCCUACGUCACUGGCCUCAACAUCAACGAAUACCAGGUGGAACGCGCCAAAAGAUACGCGGUGAAGGAGAAGAUGGACAAGCAGGUUCAGUUUGUCCAAGCAGACUUCAUGAACAUCCCCUUCGACGACAACACCUUCGACGCAGUCUAUGCCAUCGAGGCCACCGUCCACGCGCCCUCCCUCGAGGCCGUGUACUCUGAAAUAUUCCGCGUCCUCAAGCCCGGCGGCGUCUUUGGCGUCUACGAAUGGGUCAUGACGGAGAAGUACGACGACGCCGACCUCCGGCAGCGCAAGAUCCGCAUCGAGAUCGAGCAGGGCGACGGCAUCGCCAACAUGGUCAAGGUCACGGAGGCGCUGCGCGCGUUCGAGGCCGCCGGCUUCGACGUCCUCGAGCACGAGGACAUGGCGGAGCGGCCGGACCCGAGCCCGUGGUACUGGCCGCUCGACGCCGGCAGCUGGAGGCACGCGCAGACGAUGGGCGAUCUGAUGUACACGUUCCGCAUGACGGGCCUCGGGCGGGCCGUCACCCACGGCUUCCUCGGGCUCAUGGAGACGCUGAGGCUUGCGCCGCCGGGCAUGAUGAAGAUGUCGGACAGCCUGGGCGUUGCCGCCGACGCGCUGGUGCUGGGAGCCAAGGAAAAGAUCUUCACUCCAAUGUAUCUCAUGGUCGGCCGAAAGCCUAUUCAAAAGGAGUAA